Molecule: messenger RNA, 1515 nt
Organism: Rubroshorea leprosula
Lineage: Eukaryota; Viridiplantae; Streptophyta; Magnoliopsida; Malvales; Dipterocarpaceae
Source: the annotation of a GenBank genome assembly
AGCUACUAUGAUGCUUCAGGAGUUAUGAAAGAUCUUAAUGGAGAAGAAAGGAUGGAAUUCAAGAAAAUUAUUCAGGGAAUGGCAGCAAGCAGUCUUCGGUGCAUUGCUUUCGCUCACAAACAAGUUGCAGAAACAGAGGAAGAAGAUGUGAAAGAGAAGAAAAAGCUUCAAGAAGAAAACAUGACCCUGUUGGGACUUGUGGGUAUCAAGGAUCCAUGUCGGCCAGGGGUGAAGAAGGCUGUGCACGACUGCCAGUAUGCUGGAGUGAACAUCAAGAUGAUUACUGGCGACAAUGUCUUCACAGCAAGAGCUAUUGCCACUGAAUGUGGGAUUCUCCAGCAGGGUCAGGACGUGGAUAGUGGAGCCGUCGUGGAAGGCGAGGUAUUCCGGAAUUAUACACCGGAAGAGAGGAUGGAGAAGGUGGAGAAGAUCUGCAUUAUGGCAAGAUCAUCUCCCUUUGACAAACUUCUCAUGGUGCAGUGCUUGAAACAGAAAGGGCAUGUAGUUGCAGUCACUGGAGAUGGUACCAAUGAUGCUCCAGCACUUAAAGAAGCUGACAUUGGAUUGUCAAUGGGGAUUCAGGGGACCGAAGUUGCGAAAGAGAGCUCCGAUAUUGUCAUCCUGGAUGACAAAUUCGCUUCUGUGGCCACCGUUUUGAAGUGGGGAAGAUGCGUUUACACCAACAUACAAAAAUUCAUUCAAUUCCAGCUGACAGUAAAUGUUGCUGCUCUGGUGAUCAACUUCGUGGCAGCGAUUUCUGCUGGAGAAGUUCCUUUAACGGCAGUCCAACUUUUGUGGGUGAACUUGAUCAUGGACACAUUGGGUGCUCUGGCUCUAGCUACAGAGAAGCCCACCGAGGAGCUGAUGAAGAAGCCACCUGUUGGCCGCGCAGAGCCUUUGAUUACCAAUAUCAUGUGGAGGAACCUCCUAGCUCAAGCUCUUUACCAAGUUACAGUACUUCUGACCCUGCAAUUCAAAGGAGAAUCAAUAUUUGGAGUAACUACAGCCGUGGAUGACACCUUGAUUUUCAACACUUUUGUGCUCUGCCAAGUUUUCAAUGAAUUCAACGCGAGGGAGCUGGAAAAGAAGAAUGUGUUCAAGGGUAUUCAUAAGAACAGGCUAUUUUUAGGGAUCGUCGGGAUGACCAUUGUUCUUCAAGUGGUGAUAGUGGAGUUUCUAAAGCGCUUUGCUGGUACAGAGAGAUUGAAUUGGGGGCAAUGGGGCGCCUGCAUCGCCAUGGCUGCUGUCUCUUGGCCCAUUGGCUGGAUCGUCAAGUGCAUACCGGUGCCAGAGAGACCCAUUUUCAGCUAUCUCAAAUGGAAGAAGCGCACAUAAUGCUUCAAAAAUUCAUUCAUUCUUUAAAUAUCUGCUUGCAUAUCCUAUGAUUUGUUUUAGUUUUCUCCUUUAUGUUUGGGUAGGGUAUAAUUAAUUCAUUCUUUUAAUUUCUACAUAGAUAUUCUACAUAUUUAGUCGUUUAAGUCCCAGAACUGAUCUUAAUAUACCUUGUUCCAUGAU